AUGGGAAAUACUACACUUCAAUCCACAGAUGAAAGCCUCCGAUUUGUGGUUGAAUGUGGUGACUCAGAAGUAGCUAUCUCUGCUGUACUGAACCCAGGAGGCCGACCUGUAGCCUUUAUGUCCACGACCCUAAAAGGUAGUGAAUUGCACUAUCCCCCUGUUGAAAAGGAGGCCACAGCUAUCAUAGAAGCAAUGCGUAAAUGGAGUCACUUUCUAGCUCGACAUCAUAUUACUCUGAUUACCGACCAGCGUUCAGUUGCCUUUAUGCUUGAUAACAGGAAGCGCACAAAAAUCAAGAAUAACAAAAUACAAGAAUGGAGAAUAGAAUUGGCAUCAUUCAGUUACAUUAUACAAUACCGACCAGGCAAGGAUAAUGUGGCCCCUGAUACCCUCACAUGUGCCUUCUGCUGUUCUACUGUACUACAUCAACAUCAACUCUUGCUGAUAUUCAUAAAGGAACUUUGUCAUCCCGGGGUUACUCGUUUGCUACAGUUUGUAAGAUCAAGAAAUCUUCGCUUUUCUACUGAAGAUGUAAAAAGAACAUGCUCAAGUUGUAAGAUCUGUGCAGAGUUAGAGCCACAAUUCAUUCCUCCACCGAAUGACACUCUUAUAAAGGCUACACAACCCUUGGAACAACUCCCUUCCUCGACACGGAACACAUAUAUACUCCUAGUGGUUGAGGAGUAUUCAUGUUUCCCAUUUGCAUUUCCUUGUCCAAAUAUGCACUCUUCAACUGUAAUCAAAUGUCUUGACCAAGUAUUUGCCCUUUGUGGUAUGGCAAGUUUCAUUCGCUCAGAUCGAGGUUCAUCUUUUAUGUCGCGUGAACUCAAAGAUAAUCUUUCCCUCAAGGGGAUAGCAACAACCAAAACGACAUCUUACCAUCCCAUGGGAAACGGACAGGUUGAAAGGUACAAUGCUAUCAUUUGGAAGGCUGUUCGUCUUGCCCUGAAGUCACACGACCUGCCGGACCAGAACUAG
Molecule: messenger RNA, 978 nt
Organism: Homarus americanus (American lobster)
Lineage: Eukaryota; Metazoa; Arthropoda; Malacostraca; Decapoda; Nephropidae
Exons: 1
Coding region: 1-978 (325 amino acids)
Biological process (GO): DNA integration
Molecular function (GO): nucleic acid binding
Source: RefSeq, a predicted model, not a curated record